AUGGUGUUCACAAGGGAACAUGAGAAUUUAGUGAAAGAGGGAGAAAAGUGGAUGAAAACCACCACGGAAUCUUGCAGCAUCACUGUUGCCCUGAUUAUGACAAUCGUAUUUGCAGCCGCAAUUACUGCACCUGGUGGAAGUAGUCAAGAAACAGGCAUCCCUUUGUUCAGAAAAGAAAUGACAUUCACUAUAUUUGCGGUAUCUGAUGCUAUUUCACUAUUUGCAUCUAGUACCGCAUUGUUAGUGUUCCUGUCUAUCCUGACAGCACGUUUCGCUGAGCAAGACUUUCUAGUCAGAUUGCCAAGGCGAUUGCUUAUUGGACCUUUCUCAUUAUUGCUCUCCACUACAACCAUGAUGGUAGCCUUCAGCGCCACCUUGUUCAUUGUCUUUUGUGAUAAAAAUCCAUGGAUGCUUGCUCCAAUAUGUGUGUUAGCUUUUAUCCCGAUUGCAAUUUUUGUUACUUUACAAUUUCGCCUCAUAAUAGAUCUUUUCCAAUCCACACAUGUACACAUAUUUGGAAAGCAUAGAAAAAGCUUUCUCAGAAGAUUUAAUCCGGAUGACAUUCGGUUACUCUUUGGUAAAUGA
This is a messenger RNA of Erigeron canadensis, 585 nucleotides long. RefSeq names its product ankyrin repeat-containing protein ITN1-like. The transcript has a single exon. NCBI's taxonomy places the organism in Eukaryota, Viridiplantae, Streptophyta, Magnoliopsida, Asterales, Asteraceae. The record is from RefSeq and is a predicted model, not a curated record. Bases 1 to 585 code for a protein of 194 amino acids.